GAAACGGUCUUUGCUAAUAGCUGCCCGAACUCCAGCAGCAGUCACGCUGAGGGCGGUGUUUUGCUAUUUUGCUCACUGCUCGCAAAGACAGCUGUUAGUCACAAUGGCACGGGCGUGUUUAUGGCGUCCUAACCACAAUGUGUAAAGUCAAUGGAAUCUAUCUUUUUCCUGCUAACUCAGUUUUCUACCCCACCAUGUUUACUGGCGGGAGUGUUUCAGCAUGAAAGCCUAGUACCGGAAGAUUAGAUAAAGAUAAGCCACUAUUUGGCAGACGGCGAUUGGAGAAUUCGUUUCGGGUGGGGCGUAAUGACGCCAAGCAGCGGGCGUUAACACCAUACAGCCCCUCCCCCAGUCGAAUAGCGCCGUUCGGGACACCGGGAGCUUCCGCUUCCCUAGGAGCCGGAGGGGUGGAGAGAGAGAGAAAGCGCAGAGUCUUUAAAGGGGUCAAUGUACGAGUGCUGCUGCCGCUGACCCUCCCUGAUCAUGGGACUACUGAGGCUCGUGUUCCUGCUGUCCUGGGCUGCCAGUGCGGGAGGUCUCUAUGGCAACCCAUUAAAUAAAUACAUUAGGCAUUAUGAAGGAUUAUCCUACAAUAUGGAUUCCUUACACCAAAAACACCAACGUGCCAAAAGAGCUGUAUCUCAGCAGGGUCAGUUUGUGCACUUGGAUUUCCAGGCUCAUGGCAGGCAGUUCAACCUUCGCAUGAAGAGGGACACAUCUUUGUUUUCGCCUGAUUUUAAAUUGGAGGUUGGAGGAGAAACUGUUGAUUAUGAUACCUCUCACAUAUACACUGGGCAGAUGUUUGGUGAACAGGGGACUUUGAGUCACGGAUCUGUUGUUGAUGGUAGAUUUGAAGGAUUUAUUAAAACCCCUCAAGGCACAUUCUAUGUGGAGCCAUCUGAGAGAUACUUUAAGGACCAAGCAGUUCCAUUUCAUUCUGUCAUGUAUCACGAAGAUGAUAUCCAGUACCCACAUAAGUAUGGAACUGAAGGAGGAUGCGCUGAUUCUUCUGUCUUUAAAAGAAUGAAAGAAUAUCAGAUGUCAGCGCAAGAAGAACCAGAGAAGCAUGAUCACAAGGAAUAUCAUGAAGAUAGUGGUCCAGUCAUCCUACGGAAGAAACGAGCAGCACAGGCAGAAAAAAAUACAUGCCAGUUGUACAUACAAACAGAUCAUCUGUUCUACAAACGAUAUGGAGAAACCAGAGAGGCAGUGAUAGCCCAGAUUUCCAGCCAUGUGAAGGCGAUCGACACAGUUUAUCAGUCAACUGAUUUUAGUGGAAUUCGAAAUAUCAGCUUCAUGGUGAAAAGGAUACGAAUAAAUGUAACAAGUGAUGAGAAAGACCCUACAAAUCCUUUUCGAUUUCCUAAUAUUGGAGUGGAAAAAUUCCUUGAAUUGAACUCUGAGCAGAACCAUGAUGAUUAUUGCCUGGCAUAUGUGUUUACAGACCGGGAUUUCGAUGAUGGUGUCCUGGGACUCGCAUGGGUUGGAGCUCCUUCAGGUAGCUCCGGUGGAAUUUGUGAAAGAAACAAACUGUACUCUGAUGGCAAAAAGAAAUCCCUGAAUACUGGAAUCAUUACAGUUCAGAACUAUGGCUCACACGUUCCCCCUAAGGUCUCUCAUAUCACCUUUGCACAUGAAGUCGGACAUAACUUUGGCUCUCCACAUGACUCCGGCAAUGAGUGUACCCCAGGAGAAUCCAAGAAUUUAGGAUUUAAAGAAAAUGGCAAUUUUAUUAUGUAUGCCAGAGCCACAUCUGGGGACAAGCUCAACAAUAACAAGUUCUCACUUUGCAGUGUUCGAAAUAUAAGCCAAGUGCUGGAGAAAAAGAGGAAUUCCUGUUUUGUGGAGUCUGGCCAGCCAAUAUGUGGCAAUGGACUGGUGGAGCAAGGAGAGCAAUGUGAUUGUGGUUACAGUGACCAGUGUAAGGAUGACUGUUGUUAUGAUGCAAAUCAGCCGGAAAAUGUAAAAUGCACAUUAAAGCCUGGAAAACAGUGCAGUCCCAGCCAGGGCCCUUGUUGCAACACAGGAUGUACCUUCAAGCGAGCAAGUGACAAAUGCCGUGAUGAAUCUGACUGCGCCAAAGUGGGUACUUGCAAUGGCAACUCUGCUCAGUGUCCACCAUCAGAACCUAGAGAAAACCUAACUGAGUGUAACAGAGCAACCCAAGUUUGCAUCAAGGGGCAAUGCGCAGGAUCUAUCUGUGAGAGGUAUGCCUUGGAAGAGUGCACUUGUGGCAGUACUGAUGGCAAAGAUGACAAGGAGCUGUGCCACGUUUGCUGCAUGGAGAAAAUGAAACCGCACACAUGUGCUAGCACUGGUUCAGAAGCAUGGAGAGCUUACUUUAAAGGAAAAACCAUUACAUUGCAACCAGGAUCACCGUGCAAUGAAUUUAAAGGAUACUGUGAUGUGUUCAUGCGGUGUCGAUUGGUGGAUGCUGAUGGUCCACUGGCUCGUCUCAAAAAAGCCAUUUUUAAUCCCGAACUCUAUGAAAAUAUCGCUGAAUGGAUUGUGGCACACUGGUGGGCAGUGCUGCUCAUGGGAAUAGCACUAAUAAUGUUGAUGGCUGGAUUUAUUAAGAUUUGCAGUGUGCACACACCAAGCAGCAAUCCUAAACUGCCUCCUCCGAAACCUCUUCCAGGCACUCUGAAGAGAAGGAGACCACCACCGACAACUCAACAACCUCCACGCCAGAGACCUCGGGAGAGUUACCAGAUGGGACACAUGAGACGUUAACUGGAGCUUAUUUGCCUUUGGUUCUUCCUAGUGCCUACCAUAGGAAAGAUUCACUCCAAAGAAAUACCUACCAAUGGUCACAGUCCCCCAGUAAGAAAGCAAAAAUAAGAUCAAAAUGAGAAACGAAAGGCAAGAUCCAAUCAGUGUUCCCACGUGGUGAUGCUGUUUUUAACUUGCUAAAACAUUCAAUUCUGGAUGAAGAAAUUAACUCUUGGUUUUUUUUAACAGAUAUUUUUAACCUAACGGCACAAAGUAUUAGAAUACCACAAUCUUAUUUUCCUGACCCCCCCCCCCCCUCUCCUUUCUCUUUCUUGUUUGCUUUCAAUUGAUCUCUCACUUACCAAGCUUACAUCUUUCUUUUUCUUACGGCCAGUCGAGGCUAGGAAGAUAGACCACUUCAGCAUUGGAGACAUCUCUUGCCAUUGUGUAUACAUUAAUAUAUGCAGAUGUGUAUCUCUAAUGUACGAGCAUACAUCUAUGUGCAAUUGUAAAAACAAAUAAUUGCAAUGUGGAUAUGUUACUUUGUAUUAUAGCUCUUUUUUCCACUGUUAAUGAAGACAUUACUGUUUAAGUGACAUACUCAGGAUUACAGAGGAUUUGGUGUUCAAAGGAGACUGAAUAUUUUUUCGGAAAUUGCUUCUACUUGGUGUGGAAAGCAAAUCCAUCUGCAUUCUUUUUUAAUAAGUCUUAGAAACAGAGUUGGUUGAAAGUCUCCAUUUCAUAUAUUUCCUUCAACCAGCUGCUAUUCGAUGUGGCACACAAGACUUCUCUUUGGAUUCAUACAAGCAACAAAUGUACAAAACAGACACAACUCUGGGUUUGAAGAUUAUUUUUUUGUCUCCCAGUUUAUUCAGGUGAGAAGAGCCUGGAUGAUUACAUGUUUUAGGCAUGUAUUUUCUAAAAAGACAGGCCUAUUAUCUGAUCCAUCUGUAAGAAAUCCCAUGGUAUAAUUGUUGUACAUGUGCUGUGUCACCUGUUGUGUUACAAGAAGGGCAUAUCUAGUAAUGUGUAUGGAUGACGGUUGGAUUUCUGUGAAUUUUUGGGCAAAAUCCUUCAUGGAAUAGUGUGCUGAUAAAUGUAUAACCACUAAAUUUGUGUCUUUCGAUUUUACGAGAAGAAAUGUGUUACAAAGCCUGUUUUCAAUUUCUUCACACACUGGUGGCAUCUACUUUUGCCCUAAUCCCAAUUCAGACAUGCCAGAGGCUUGUUAACCUUUUCAAUAUGUAUAGCAAAUAAUAUAUGAAGUAUCCAUGCAUCGGACACUAUGCAUGUAAAUAUUUGGCCAUUACUAAAAUGCUUCUCCCCUUUUAAUCUGCUUCUUCAGUAUCUUGGAGUGAGUAUGGUGUUGUGUCCCUUGUGGUGACCAUUUUCUUGACUUACAUAGAGAGGCUUUGCAUUACUCAGUGGUGGUACUGUAAGUUACUAUCCGGUGCAAAUGUCUCUCCUGUAGGGAUUAAACUAUGUUACACGCAGUCCUCUUUUUUCAGGAAGAGAAUUUAAGGGAAACCUGGAACUGGAACAGCUUUGUUUAACUAAAAAAGCAUACUUGUAAAUGUGCAAUUACGGAGUGAAGUUUAUUUGAAAUUGUGUUGCUAUUUUUUUAUCUACUGCAGCAUUUUCCCCUCCUUCCUCCAGUUUAAAUGGUUAACUCGCUUUUAAUGAUUAAAAAAACACGAGAAAUAGAAGGUUGCAAAUGAGAAAAUGUCCAAACAAAUUGAAACGGUCUCUUCAUAUAUCUCAAGUUCCGUCAAGGUUUUAAUCCGUGUCUACAAAAUGUACAAAAGGCUUUUCUGUAUAGAAGAAACUUGGAUUAUGUGUACAGUUCCCCUUUAAUCUCUCGAGUAUAAAGUUUACACAUUCAUGCUCCCAAUGACACGCCAGCAAGGUUAAAAAAAAAAAAAAAAAAAACAUAAAAAAAUGAAAACUUAAAAAACAACAACAAAAACUCCCUUGUAAAUUGUACAGUGUGUGAUAAUUUUUUUCAAAAACACAUCUUUUUGUACAACGGUUUAGAAACAGAUUUUGUACAUGAAAUCCCAGUACAGUAGCUAGGAACUAUAAAUAAUUCUGGAUCAAUCCUAGGUAACUAGGAUUUGAAUGCUUUCUCUUGUUUUCAGACUAGGUAAAUGGUGGGGAAAUAGUUUGAUUUUUCCAAAGGGAGGGGUUGUUCUGUAAUCUCAGAAUGGAAGAACCAUAAAUUGUGUAGAUAUUUUUUUUUUUCUCAGAUAUUUUUUUCUGUGGUAAGGUUUGGGGAAGAGCUCGCUAUUAUUUUUAAUUGUAUGAACAGGGAAAUGCACUGAACCACAGAAGUCAAGACGUGGCAAGCAAAGCUGGAGAAAUAAAUAAAUAAAUUCAAUCUAAUACUACUGUCAAUUUAAUGUCCACUGUGUUUUAUACAGUAUUUUUUUUUUUUGUUCACUUUGAAAAUUUUUACUAAAAAUUUGCAAAAUAAAUAAAAAGUAUUGUGCAACGAUAUGUAAUUUUUUCCCAAAACUUGAAAUGCAUUAAUAAAUAGACUUGAUGAAAAUG
Molecule: messenger RNA, 5262 nt
Organism: Xenopus laevis (African clawed frog)
Lineage: Eukaryota; Metazoa; Chordata; Amphibia; Anura; Pipidae
Gene: adam10.L
Product: disintegrin and metalloproteinase domain-containing protein 10-like
Exons: 16
Coding region: 484-2733 (749 amino acids)
Biological process (GO): Notch signaling pathway; membrane protein ectodomain proteolysis; amyloid precursor protein catabolic process
Cellular component (GO): synaptic membrane; plasma membrane; membrane
Molecular function (GO): endopeptidase activity; metalloendopeptidase activity; metalloendopeptidase activity involved in amyloid precursor protein catabolic process
Source: RefSeq, a predicted model, not a curated record